CCAGCAUUGUAGGUGGACUGUCUCCGGCCGGGACUACAACUCCCAUGAACACCUGCUGUCGGAUUGAAUUCAGCCAAUCAAAAAGCGAACUAUUUCCUUGGCCGCAUGAAGGUUUCCUGCUGUGCCCCAGAUCUGUGUGGGAAGAAGCAUGACAACAGUUGUCUACUGCAAAACAAGACAUACUUGAAAAGGAUAAGUAAACGUUUGGAAUGUGAAGACUGUGAAGACAAACUAAGGAAACAGCUUCUUUGACUUUGGUACUGAAGAAAGAAUUUAACUUCUGAGUAUUUGCACAGGGUUUAACAAGUUGCUAGUGGACUCUUCAAUUAACAAAACAGCUUUCAUGUCUCAGAAUGAUAACAAUGCAUUAAGAGCUGUAUCCAUAGUUGAAAGCACUCAACAAAAAGACCCUACAAAAAUGGCUACAGCAGCUGAUGCUCUGGGAAGUAUAGCUAUCGAUGCAACACACCUCACCAUGUCAGUCACAGACCCGACAGCCUGGGCCACUGCUAUGAAUAAUCUUGGGAUGGUCCCUGUAGGACUGGCUGGCCAGCAAUUGGUUUCAGAUUCACUGUGUGUACCAGGAUUUGAUCCAAAUCUUAGCAUGAUGACUGGGAUAACACCAAUCAAUCCCAUGAUGGCCAGUAUGGGUCUGUUACCACCUCCACCUGCACAGCUGCCGAUUGUCAAAGAAAUCAUCCACUCUAAAAGCUGCACUCUCUUUCCACCUAACCCAAAUUUGCCUCCUCCAUCUACAAGAGAGAGGCCUCCAGGCUGUAAAACUGUAUUCGUUGGAGGAUUACCUGAAAACGCUACAGAGGAGAUAAUUCAAGAGGUCUUUGAGCAAUGUGGAGACAUUACAGCAAUUCGCAAAAGCAAGAAGAAUUUCUGUCACAUUCGAUUUGCAGAAGAGUUCAUGGUUGAUAAAGCCAUUUACCUAUCUGGUUAUCGAAUGCGAUUAGGAUCCAGUACAGAUAAAAAGGACUCUGGUCGCCUACAUGUAGAUUUUGCACAAGCAAGAGAUGACUUUUAUGAAUGGGAAUGUAAACAGAGAAUGUUUGCAAGGGAAGAGCGCCACAGACGCAAGCUGGAAGUGGACAUGCUGCGCCCUCCAUCACCACCAGCAAUCAUGCAUUAUUCUGAACAUGAGGCCACAGUGCUUGCAGAGAAACUGAAAGAUGACACCAAAUUCUCAGAAGCUAUCGCUGUCCUCGUGACCUGGAUAGAGAGAGGAGAAGUUAAUCGAAGGUCAGCAAACCAGUUCUACUCAAUGGUGCAGUCUGCAAAUAGUCAUGUUAGACGACUGAUAAAUGAAAAAGCAACACAUGAAGAGCAGAUGGAGGAAGCCAAGGAGAUCUUUAAAACAGAACUGCUGGGAAUUCUUACCCAAUUUGAGCAGAUUGUGGCCGUUUUCAACGCUUCCACCAGACAAAAAGCAUGGGACCAUUUCUCGAAAGCUCAGCGCAAGAAUAUUGACAUUUGGCGGAAGCAUUGUGAGGAGCUCCGGAAUGCGCACAGUGAACAGCUCAUGGGUAUCCGGAGAGAGGAGGAGAUGGAGAUGUCAGAUGAUGAUGACAGCAGUGAUGUUCCCAGCAAGAAAACUAAAGUAGAUGAUACAGCUCUAGCUGCACAAGCUUAUGCACUAAAGGAAGAGAAUGAUAGCCUGAGAUGGCAGUUGGAUGCAUACAGGAAUGAAGUUGAACUUCUAAAACAAGAACAAGGACACCAUGCACGAACAGAGGAAAGCUUGACCAAGGAUCAGCAGUUACAAUUCCUGCAGCAGGCAAUGCAAAAUAUGCAACAGCAAUUAGUGGCAAUGCAGGAGGAGUUAAACACCAGGAAAAGUGAACUAGAAAAAGCCAAGGAAGAACAAACACAUGCACAGGCCUUAGUGAAUGUUCUCAAAGAACAGCUUAAGAAUGCCAAAGAGGUUUCAGAUUCCAAUAACCAUAACUACCUCUGUAAAGAGAACGGCACUGUCAGUGUUGCUGUGUUCAAUCACGAUAAAGAAAAGGAUGCAGAAAAACAAAGACAGACUCUUAAAUCAGAGAAGGAAGCUCUGCUUAUAGGUAUCAUAUCAACAUUUCUCAACGUUCAUCCCUUUGGCGCCAAUAUAGAAUACUUGUGGUCUUACCUUCAGCAGCUGGACUCAAGGAUUUCAGCAAAUGAAAUUGAAACAUUAUUGACGAGGUUACCGAGAAUGUUUAAACAAGAAUUCACUGGUGUAGGAGCAACACUGGAGAAGAGGUGGAAGUUCUGUGCCUUUGAAGGAAUCAAAUCUACUUGACUAUGCUCAUUGCUAGAGACGUUUAGUGGACGUGCUGCAGCAUGGCAGACAUUUGAAGUAUUCCAUAGAAAAAGGACAUUUUGCAAGGCCAACGAACUUGAACUUUAGUUACAUCCGUGAUGUGCCCUUGUGUGUGAAGAUGUCAUUGUGCGCCAGUUUUGCAGCUUUUUAUCAGACUUGUGAUAGAACUCUUUACUGUAAAAGUAAUGACAGCAGGUGUUUCUGUUUAAAUCUAGGUAGCUCUGAAAUUGUGUAGUUACUACCAGUAUGUAGAAGAGAAUAAUUAGGUGGACAAGCAACUACUGAAGAUGAUCAUUAAUGAAUGA
This is a messenger RNA of Nanorana parkeri, 2613 nucleotides long. RefSeq names its product ecto-NOX disulfide-thiol exchanger 1 (gene ENOX1). Gene Ontology annotation, cellular component: plasma membrane; external side of plasma membrane. Gene Ontology annotation, molecular function: protein-disulfide reductase activity; RNA binding. Gene Ontology annotation, biological process: ultradian rhythm. Bases 344 to 2287 code for a protein of 647 amino acids. The record is from RefSeq and is a predicted model, not a curated record. The transcript is spliced from 18 exons. NCBI's taxonomy places the organism in Eukaryota, Metazoa, Chordata, Amphibia, Anura, Dicroglossidae.